Molecule: messenger RNA, 1829 nt
Organism: Xylaria bambusicola
Lineage: Eukaryota; Fungi; Ascomycota; Sordariomycetes; Xylariales; Xylariaceae
Product: UPF0052 domain protein
Exons: 5
Coding region: 144-1625 (493 amino acids)
Molecular function (GO): LPPG:FO 2-phospho-L-lactate transferase activity
Source: RefSeq, a predicted model, not a curated record
GAAACAUCCAUCAUCCACACGGAUAACAACACCGGAAUCAACGCAAGGUUAAGCUAUCCGCCCCGGAGUAGCAAAGCUAGCUCAAUUUAAUUGUCUAUCUCCUCUAUUCUCCGAGUUACAAGGAGAAAAGCAAAAAAGAAGAAAUGGAUGCCGUCAAGCCAUUGCGCGGCAUCGUAGUCUUCGGAGGCGGGACUGCGACGAAUAGUCUCGUCGAUGUCUUUGAGAAUCUGAGGCGUAGCAGGAAUUGUGAGCUGCAAUAUGUCAUACCCAUCAGCGAUAAUGGUGGCAGUUCGUCGGAGUUGAUUCGUGUUUUCGGAGGGCCAGGUAUUGGUGAUGUGCGCAGCCGUCUAGUUCGUCUGAUCCCCCCCGCAGACACGGACGCGGAAAGAGUCGCUCUCAAGUCUAUCUUCAAUCACCGUCUCUCCGCGGACCCGAACGCGGCUCGCUCGGAAUGGCUGGACAUAGUCGAGGGUCGCCACGAGUUGUGGGCUGACAUGUCCAGCGAAAAGCGCGAACUCAUCCGUUCUAUAUUUAAUCACAUGAACAUGGAAAUUGUGAAGCGUGCGAGACCGAGCUCUGUUUUCAAUUUUGCUAAGGCUAGUAUUGGGAAUCUGUUUCUGACGGGUGCGCGACUCUUCACAGGGUCUCUCGAAUCGGCCAUCUACCUUCUGUCAACAAUCUGCGCAGUUCCAUCAACAGUGGCCGCCCUACCAGCCAUCAACAGUAACUUCACGCACCACAUCAGCGCAGGAUUAGAAGACGGAUCUCAGAUCACAGGACAGAACGCAAUAUCCCAUCCCUCGGCCCCGACGAGCCUGCCCGACAUAGCAACGGUGACAGCAGAGUCACCAUCCACAUUGCCUUUUGAUCCCCUUUCUAAACGUGAUUCCAACUUCUCACCUUCACCUUUACCGAACCCCUUCCAGGACCGCCUCCGCGAAACAGAAGCCCACGACCGCAUCGAAGACGCCACGCUGCCCGGAUCCCUCCCGUCCCUCCGCAAGCCAUACCUCUCCUUCACCAAAGAAGGGUCCCCGCACACCAACGACUUACCAAGUCGCAUCUCCCGCAUCUGGUACAUCAAUCCCUACGGCCACGAGAUCUACCCCGUCGCCAACCCGAAAGUCGUCACGGCCAUAUCGCGCUCCAUUAGCGUGAUAUACAGCAUCGGCUCGCUGUACACGUCGCUCAUACCUAGUCUAGUGCUACGAGGCGUUGGCCGUGCCAUCGCCGCCUUGUCGCCUAUGCACCAGAAGAUCCUGAUUUUGAAUUCUACGUUGGACAGGGAGACGGGACCGAGCGGCGGUCCGCUUACGGCUACGGAUUUCGUGCGUGCUAUUGCUCGGGCGUGUGCUGAGACCCAGGGUGCUGCAGAUGCGAUAGGAGGGAGCGUGGAUGGCCAAGUAAGGAGAUAUGUGACACAUCUUCUGUAUCUCGAGGGCGAAGGCGUGCCCAAGGUAAACAAGACCGAGCUUGCUGCGCUAGGGGUUGACUGUAUCCGCGUCUACGGGCGCAGAGUAGACGGCAUGUUGUGCUAUGAUGAGGCCGGGCUUGUGGGCGCGCUGGAGGCUGUCGUGGGCAAGGCUGAGAUGGUUCGGAGCCGGCGGAAUACAAGUGGACAGUAGCAGAUACUUGUGCGGAAAGUACAAUAACCGGAUCGAUGAAUUAUCACAAAACAUUUUUCUUUUUCUUUUUUAAUUCCGAUUGAGCAGAGAGUAGGUGGUAUCAUGUGCAUUCCUCUAUCAUACAGGUUUUCAUCAAGCUUGAAUCUCGAGAUGUGAGCUUGUACUUACUCAAGCUUUACCACGAGGAACAAACAUUCAUGCCAU